AUAAUAUAUAUUCGGAUAUUUUGGAAAGACGGAAAGAGAGAAAGCAAAAAAUUUGAAAAUCAGUGCAGAAUAACACGAAAUACGAACAUACCUUUCAAUAUGUAAAAUGUAAAGGAAGGUUGGGUUGGAUUAAGUUGGAUUGAGGAGCAUGUGCGACAGCAACAGCUGAUGCACGUGGCAAGUGUUGAUGGUUAUCGAAUUGAAACGAAAACACGUCGUUAUUUGAAAAAGUUUCUUUCGCGAAUGUUGCUUAUGAUUAAACCAAGUUCGAUUCAAUCUGAUUUUCGAGUAAUUGAGAUCCGAAGUCACGUGCACGCAGGAAAGUGGAAGAAGAAGAAGAAUGUCGAGUGUGAUCGUGCUAAGUGAUUCGGACGAACCCGCGUCGCCCGUUAUUGACAAAUGCAAUGGGAAUGGAUUUGAAAUUAACGAAGAACAUCGUUUCAAUAUUACAAGUGUCUUCGAUUUUCCGGAGGUACCAUUCUGUCACGAUAUUGCAGAAAAUUCUGCGUCGCAAAGCGAAGAGGAUCUUCCCAAUUUAAAUGCUGACAAGUAUCCUGGAUCAUCCAUGGAACAUACCGUGUCCGAUUCUCACGACUCAGAAGAUAAUCAGAUUGAAAAGACUUCGCGAAAAGCGGCUGCAUCUAAAAAAGAUAAGAUGACGUUGAAGGAGGAACGAUUGAAACGUCAGCAAGAACGGGCGAGAGAGAAGGCGUUGAAGGCGAUCGAGAAAAAAAAAUCUAAAGAUAUAAAGCCCGGGGAAUGCUUGAAAUUUAUGGAAGUUAAUCUUGAUCGAAAUAUCGAUGCUUUUCGUACAGAAAUUGAAAGCGUAUUGCAAAGUGCUGAUAUUAAAAUUAACAUAACUACCGAGUUAAUUCCGAACAGUAUUUCAUGGCAGAGGAAAAUCGAAAAGAACUAUGUCGGUGAAGAUAAUGAAGUGCGUACAAACAAAAGUAUACAGACGGAGGAAUACAUUAUUGUGAUUUGGAGCAAUUACGAAGCAGUAAAACACGUGGCGGAAGGUACUUUCUGCGCUUCCAUCGCGCACAAUAAAUCCCUGAUACCAAAUUACAAUAUGACUCUGGUUAUCUUUGGCAUGGAAGAGUAUUUCACGUAUCGAAAGAAACAGAAAACUAAUCAGAGUUCUAAAAGUAAAGGAUCGAGAAUCAACAAGAAAAGUAAGGAGCAGUUUGAAACGUUCCCGAUUAUAUCGAGACAGCAGCUGGAGAUGUGUCUGACCGAAGUUCAGAUAGUAGUCAAAUGUAGCAGCAGAUUAAUCGAGAACGUACAGGAUCUAGGUUUAAUGGUGUACCAGUAUACAAAGUCUAUUUCGGAAAUACCAUAUAAAUUGCAGAAGAGAGAAAGUCAGGAAGAUAAAUUUGACUGGUAUGUUAUGGGAGACAAUAAGAACACUGUGCGCGUAGACAAAGAUGGAAAUGGAUUGAAGAGAUUGUGGCAGCAGCAGUUGUGCCAAUUUAACUUAAGUAGCUUGGAAACGUCAGAAGCAAUAUGUGCGAUUUAUCCUAGUCCAGUGCAACUGAUCAAGGCUUAUAAAAAUUGUACGCCCGAUGAAGGUAUGAAUUUAUUGAAAGACAUACCGGUAAGUUUUAAUCUUAUCACAGCUGUACGUAAAAUCGGUCCCGAAUUAAGCAAAAAGAUAUAUGUGAUGUUUACUACGCAAAACGGGGACGCUCUAUUAGGGACUGAGAUAUAGGAGUCGUUGUGGACGAUGUUAUGUUACUCGCCGAUGAAUUGGUGGUCGUUAGUAGAAUACUGGAAGCUGACGAUACACGGGCAGAAGAUGCACCACUCGUGAGCGCGAUCGAGCUCUUUCCACUUUGCAAAAGAUU
Molecule: messenger RNA, 1847 nt
Organism: Formica exsecta
Lineage: Eukaryota; Metazoa; Arthropoda; Insecta; Hymenoptera; Formicidae
Gene: mms4
Product: crossover junction endonuclease EME1
Exons: 5
Coding region: 341-1711 (456 amino acids)
Biological process (GO): mitotic intra-S DNA damage checkpoint signaling; double-strand break repair; replication fork processing
Cellular component (GO): nucleus; Holliday junction resolvase complex
Source: RefSeq, a predicted model, not a curated record